Messenger RNA from Dichotomopilus funicola, 1884 nucleotides. RefSeq names its product NUC091 domain-containing protein. The transcript is spliced from 5 exons. Gene Ontology annotation, molecular function: GTP binding. Lineage: Eukaryota; Fungi; Ascomycota; Sordariomycetes; Sordariales; Chaetomiaceae. The record is from RefSeq and is a predicted model, not a curated record. Bases 1 to 1884 code for a protein of 627 amino acids. Gene Ontology annotation, cellular component: nucleolus.
AUGGGGACCGGAAAAAAGGAACGGUCCCGCAUCGAGCGGCAGGGGAAGGUGAAGGGUGAUCCCAAGGUUAAGGGCGAGAACUUCUAUCGCUCGGCCAAAAAGAUCAAGACCCUGAACAUGUACAAGGAUGGCAAGGCUACCCGCAACAAGGAGGGCAAGGUGGUCCAGGCCGCCUCCUACCAGAGCAAGGAGGUUCCCAAGGCGGUCGUCGAGCCGAACCGGAGGUGGUUCACCAACACGAGAGUCAUCUCCCAGGACACCCUUAAAUCAUUCCGGGAGGCCAUCGCCGAGAAGGAGAAGGACCCAUACUCGGUUCUGCUGAAGAGCAACAAGCUUCCCAUGAGCUUGAUCCGGGACGGGCCGAGUCUCCAAGAUGGGCUGAAGAAGCACCAGGCGAAGAUGACGAUUGAGAGCGAGCCUUUCUCAGAAACCUUUGGGCCCAAGGCCCAGAGGAAACGGCCAAAACUCAGCUUCAACACCGUCGACGAGCUAGCCGGCUACACCGAGGACAGCCUUGACUCGUACCAGGCCCGCUUAGAACAAAUCAAGCUGCUCAAUGGUGCGGCGGGAUCUGCGGCGACAGAUGGUGAUGAACUGGUGGAGGAAGACUUCAGCGUUGCGACUGCGAAGGAAGCCAUCUUCUCUAAGGGGCAAUCCAAGCGUAUCUGGAACGAGCUGUACAAGGUUAUCGACUCAUCCGAUGUCAUCCUUCACGUAAUAGACGCCCGCGACCCGUUGGGGACAAGAUGUCGGCACGUUGAAAAAUACCUAGCCACUGAAGCCCCACACAAGCACCUCGUCUUCGUCUUGAACAAGAUCGACUUGGUGCCCUCGAGCACAGCGGCCGCCUGGAUUCGUGUACUCCAGAAAGACCACCCGACCUGCGCUAUGAGGUCAAGCAUCAAGAACCCCUUCGGCCGCGGCUCCUUGAUCGAUCUUUUGAGGCAGUUCAGCAUCCUCCACAAAGAUCGGAAGCAGAUCAGCGUCGGUUUGAUUGGUUACCCCAAUGUCGGCAAGUCCAGUAUUAUCAACGCGCUCCGUGGCAAGGCUGUCGCUAAGGUGGCACCCAUUCCGGGUGAAACCAAGGUGUGGCAGUACGUCACACUGAUGAAGCGGAUUUAUCUUAUUGAUUGCCCGGGUAUCGUCCCACCAAACCAGAACGAUACCCCGCAGGAUCUUCUCCUCCGGGGCGUCGUCCGUGUUGAAAACGUGGAGCAUCCCGAGCAGUAUAUUCCCGCCGUGUUAAAAAAGGUCAAGACACACCACAUGGAGAGGACGUAUGAGCUCAAGGGCUGGAAAGACCACAUCGAGUUUCUCGAGCUUAUGGCCCGGAAGUCCGGCCGGUUACUGAAGGGCGGUGAACCAGAUGUCGAUGGUGUUGCCAAGAUGGUUCUCAAUGACUUCAUGCGUGGCAAGAUCCCCUGGUUCACGCCAGCCCCGGCGAUGGAGGGAGGAGACGACGCAGUCGUUGAAGGCAGACAGGGGCGCUUUGGCGAGAUGCCUCUCAAGCGGAAACGCGAUGAUAACGAGAGCGUCGCCGGCACCACGUUGACUGGUUCGACCGCCGCAGCGGAGGACGAUGAGGACAAUGAAGAUGAGGAGGAGGAUGAAAACUUCUCGGGAUUUUCGAGUGAUAGUGACUCAGAGGAAGAGGACGGGCCCAACGCAGAAGCCGAGGCAGGAGGUGGAGCAGAUAUGAUACCCCUAGGUGAUUCGAGUGACGAAGAGGAUGAGGAGGACUCCGAAGAUGAACAAGGUUCGGGAGAAGACGACGACGAAGCGGAUGACGAAUCCGAUCUCGACAUCGAGGGUGCCAGCGAUGUGCUCCCAUCGGAGGACGAGUCGGAUCCACCCGUCCAGAAGAAACGGAGGAAGGCGAGGUAG